This is a messenger RNA of Morchella importuna, 336 nucleotides long. RefSeq lists its product as uncharacterized. NCBI's taxonomy places the organism in Eukaryota, Fungi, Ascomycota, Pezizomycetes, Pezizales, Morchellaceae. The record is from RefSeq and is a predicted model, not a curated record. The coding region runs from base 1 to 336 and encodes 111 amino acids. The transcript has 4 exons.
AUGGCCGCAGGUGACUACAUCUCUAGAGCUAGCCAGCUUUCCCGCAAGCUACAUAUUGGGAGCUUCUAUGUAGGAUUGAUAACCGGGCUAAGGCAACAUAUACCUCACAUGACCAUGAGUAAAUUAGUAGGCUCGCCUGCAAUUGGCUUGUUUGUAUUUGAGACGAGAUUGAACGACGACCACAAUAAGAUAACGCGGACUGAUGUAGAUCAACGGAGAACAAUAGCCGGGGGCAGAGCCAGUGCCAGUUACGGAACCAGAAAUGCCCAAAGUAAGUGCAACUCUUACCGCAACGUGUCCCUGAGCUCCGAAGCACGUUCAUUGCCGAAACCUUAA